Messenger RNA from Hibiscus syriacus, 672 nucleotides. Its product is annotated as tropinone reductase homolog. NCBI's taxonomy places the organism in Eukaryota, Viridiplantae, Streptophyta, Magnoliopsida, Malvales, Malvaceae. The record is from RefSeq and is a predicted model, not a curated record. The transcript is spliced from 4 exons. Bases 1 to 672 code for a protein of 223 amino acids. Gene Ontology annotation, molecular function: oxidoreductase activity.
AUGGUAAACAAAAUGGUUUUAGAGGUGGGAAGCAUGAUGGUGGCAAGGAGGGCAUUAUCCAAUGAAGCGGUGAAGGCACUAGCUGUUGAAGAUGAUUUGUGGUUAAUUGGUGUUGCUUUCGUGUUGGUGCUAGCACUUUCAGAACCGAGUCUUUUCAUAUGUGGUGUUAAUCAAGUGAAUAAUGCAGGCACCACUAUAAUCAAGCCUUCCGAGGAACAAACUCUGGAAGACUACACAACUGUAAUGAGUACCAACGUCGAGGCUCCUUAUCAUCUCUGUCAACUUGCACAUCCUUUCCUAAAAGCAUCAGGAAAUGGAAGCAUUGUGUUCAUCUCCUCCGUAGCUGGUUCAAUGGCUCUACCUCGAUUAUCGGCUUAUUCGGCAUCUAAAACUGCAAUUAACCAAAUUACUAGGAGCUUGGAGGCAGAUGCUGCAUACGUUGUGGAGUUUCUUAGGCUAAUAGGCGGAACGGCAAUGCCGAGGAUAGUGGAACCAGAAGAGAUUUCGUCGAUGGUGGCAUUCCUUUGCCUUCCAGCUGCCUCAUACAUCACUGGACAGGUUAUUUGUGUCGAUGGAGGGUAUACAGCAGGUGGCUGUUGGCCAUUUCAAAACUUGAGCUUUAAUUUAUUCAAUCCUGGAAAUCUAUAUCAUCAAGCUACUAGCAUGUAUUAG